AUGCAGAAGCGGAGAUGCAAGGCGGUCGGGUUGACGAGGAAGAUACUAUCAUUCGCCAUAUGCACAAUAGCGAUGAUGGCACUCCUCUCCGUUCACUUGCGCAUGUUCCUUCCUUACUCUAAGCUCCCUGAUCCUUACAGGCUUCCUCAUCCCCAAAUUGAAAUCAGAGACAAGAGAUUGGGCAAAGGGCAAGAACAGAGCUGGACAAGUGAGAUUACUGCUCCCAUUGUAUACAAAGGCCCUCUCUCAUCCCACCAGUGUUCUAAUCGGAAUCCGAAUUGUAAAAAGCUAUGGAAGCCUCCGCCAAACCGCGAUUAUAUGCCUUGUACUCAACCUAGUCCUAGCUAUACCUCUCCUCCAGAGUCAAGAGGUUACCUUCUAGCACAUACAAAUGGAGGGCUCAACCAGAUGCGAGCUGGGAUAUGUGAUAUGGUAGCAAUUGCACGAAUCAUAAAUGCCACUCUUGUUGUUCCGGAACUAGAUAAAAAGUCAUAUUGGCAAGAUUCCAGCAACUUUUCAGAUGUCUUUGAUGAAGAUCAUUUUAUCAAUGCUCUAGCUAAUGAUGUAAAAGUCAUAAAAAUGCUUCCCAAGGAAAUGGAUGGUGCUACGAAAGCAGUUAAAUAUUUUAAAAGCUGGUCUGGCAUAAACUACUACGAGGAGGAGAUAGCAAGCAUGUGGGUUGAUUAUGAGGUUAUUAGGGCUGCCAAGACUGACUCUCGCCUAGCAAAUAACAAUCUUCCUCCUGACAUUCAGAAGCUGCGUUGUCGUGCCUGUUAUGAAGCUCUCCGUUUUGCACCUCAAAUUGAAGCAAUGGGAAAGUUGUUGGUGGACCGCAUGAGGUCAUAUGGUCCUUAUAUCGCCCUGCACUUACGAUAUGAGAAGGACAUGCUUGCCUUCAGUGGAUGCACUCAUGGUCUGUCUCCUGCUGAAGCAGAUGAACUAAAACAGAUUAGAGAGGCAAAUGAUAACUGGAAAGUGAAGGAUAUUGAUCCCAGGGAGCAGAGAUCUAAAGGUUUUUGCCCCUUGACUCCAAAGGAGGCUGCAAUAUUUCUAUCUGCUCUCGGUUACCCAUCAAAUACCCCUAUAUACAUUGCUGCGGGAGAGAUAUACGGAGGUGAUUCGCAUAUGGGUGAUCUACGAUCCCGAUAUCCUAUGUUAAUGAGCAAGGAAACAUUGGCAUCUAUUGAGGAGCUUGAACCGUUUACCAAUCAUUUGUCUCAGCUGGCUGCGCUUGACUAUAUUGUAUCUGUUGAAAGUGAUGUAUUCAUGGCAACAUACUCUGGAAACAUGGCAAGGGCAGUUGAAGGUCAUCGUCGUUUUCUUGGACAUAGAAGAACAAUUUCCCCAGACAAGAAACCACUUGUUCGUCUGUUUGAUAAAAUUGAGCAGGGAAAACUGAAAGAAGGCAAAUUUUUAUCAGACUGGGUCAUUGAAAGCCACAAAAAGCGACAAGGCUCCCCAAGGAAGAGGAAAGGCCCCAUUUCUGGAACAAAGGGCAUGGAUAGGUUUCGUUCAGAAGAGGCUUUUUAUGUAAAUCCUUUACCAGAAUGUUUAUGUCAGGGGCAAUCCCGGAAUCUGAACACCUCUGUCGGAAUCAGAAGCUCGAAAACACUGGUUAGAGUGGAGGCAAGUAUGGGCGUCUCUUUCCUAUCGACUCUCCCUUCUUUGGUUAAUGUCCCUUCUUUAACCAUCUCUAGUGCUCCUACCAUUAGAUGUCCUUCCCAUGCUGUCGUUGUUCGUUGUAAUAAAACGGACACUCAUGUCAGUGGUGAGAAUGUUUUCCGGCGAAGAGAUCUUUUGAAAUGCUUUGGUGCUACUGUUGGCAUGGAAUUACUAGCUACCUCAGGAUCAUUUGUUGAAAUGGCUAGUGCUGCUGAUUUGAUCCAACGCAGGCAGCGUUCAGAGUUUCAGUCCAGCAUGCGGCAGACCCUUCUCUCAGCUAUUAAGGGCAAACCUGAACUUAUCCCAUGCAUUCUAACUCUGGCUCUGAAUGAUGCUAUUACUUAUGACAAGGCUACAAAAUCUGGGGGCCCAAAUGGAUCAAUACGAUUCAGUUCAGAGAUAAGCAGACCUGAAAAUAUGGGGCUUUCUGCAGCUUUGAAUUUAGUAGAGGAAGCAAAGAAGGAGAUAGAUUCAUAUUCCAAGGGUGGACCCAUCUCCUUUGCAGAUCUUAUCCAGUAUGCAGGACAAAGUGCCAUUAAGGCUACAUUUCUGGCUUCUGCCAUUCGCAAAUGUGGUGGUAAUGAAGAGAAAGGGACCAUAUUAUACUCUGCUUAUGGCUCCAAUGGACAGUGGGGAUUGUUUGAUAAACAAUUCGGAAGGACAGAUACCCAAGAGCCAGAUCCAGAAGGGAGGGUUCCCCAGUGGGAGAAAGCCACAGUCCAGGAGAUGAAAGACAAGUUCUCAUCUAUUGGCUUUGGUCCCCGCCAGCUAGCUGUUAUGUCCGCCUUCUUGGGUCCUGAUCAAGCAGCAACAGAGGCAUUACUGGCAACUGAUCCGGAUGUUGUACCGUGGGUUCAAAAGUACCAACGUAGCCGAGAAACAGUGUCUCAGACAGAUUAUGAGGUCGAUCUGAUAAAUACUCUCACCAAAUUAAGUUCCUUGGGCCAACAAAUCAAUUAUGAAGCAUAUACAUAUCCUGUUCAAAAGAUUGAGUUGAGCAAACUCAAGUUAUAG
Molecule: messenger RNA, 2676 nt
Organism: Dovyalis caffra
Lineage: Eukaryota; Viridiplantae; Streptophyta; Magnoliopsida; Malpighiales; Salicaceae
Source: the annotation of a GenBank genome assembly